AAAUAAGUGUCGGCUAUAAUUCAACUUCCUUUUCCGGUUGUCCAAGUGUUGGUGCACAACCGACACCAUGAAGCUGAACAUAGCCUUCCCAGCAACUGGCUGUCAAAAACUGAUCGAAGUUGACGAUGAAAAAAAAUUGCGUCCAUUCUAUGACAAGCGUAUAUCGGCAGAAGUCUCUGCCGACAGUUUGGGUGAUGAGUGGAAGGGUUACAUACUGCGCAUCACUGGCGGCAAUGACAAGCAGGGUUUCCCCAUGAAACAAGGUGUGCUGACCACUGGUCGAGUCAGGCUCCUGCUGUCUAAGGGUCAUUCAUGUUUCAGAGUCAGGAGGUCUGGCGAGCGUAGGCGAAAGUCUGUGCGUGGCUGCAUUGUCGACAGCAAUCUGUCGGUUCUGUCAGUUAUUAUCAUCAAGAAAGGUGAGCAGGAGAUUCCCGGCCUCACAGACAAGACCAUCCCCCGCCGUUUGGGGCCCAAGAGAGCCAGCCAUAUUAGAAAACUCUUCAACCUCAGCAAGGAAGAUGAUGUCAGGCAGUAUGUUGUACGCCGACCACUUCCAGAGAAAGAAGGCAAGAAACCUAGGACAAAAGCACCAAAGAUUCAGCGUUUGGUGACACCAGUCGUUCUUCAGAGGAAGCGACACCGACUGGCCCUGAAGAGAAGGCGAGCGUCGAAGAAACGCGAAGAUGCGGCCGAGUAUCUGAAACUGCUCGCCCAGAGGAUGAAGGAGGCGAAGGAGAGGAAGCUGGAGCGUAGGAGGUCCUCCUCCAAGAGUCGCAGCGAUUCCAUGAGGGAGUCGCACUCGAAAAAAUAGAGACCAUGUCUCACAUACGAGGAAAUAAAUGAGAAAGACUUUCA
Messenger RNA from Gigantopelta aegis, 855 nucleotides. Its product is annotated as 40S ribosomal protein S6. The record is from RefSeq and is a predicted model, not a curated record. Lineage: Eukaryota; Metazoa; Mollusca; Gastropoda; Neomphalida; Peltospiridae. Gene Ontology annotation, biological process: translation. The transcript has 5 exons. Gene Ontology annotation, molecular function: structural constituent of ribosome. Gene Ontology annotation, cellular component: ribosome. Bases 68 to 811 code for a protein of 247 amino acids.